AUGUCAAGUCAAGAUGCAUCCCCCUUUUCCGACGCGUCGAUUCGCCAGGCGCGUCGACAAUCUGGUGUCUUGACUCCAAGCUCACAGUCAAUUUGUCAAGAUGAUAUAGGAAGUUUGGGAGGUAAGAAACGGAAGAGAGAUGGCAAUUCUUUAGAGGACUUGCUUAAGGAUACUUUUGUUGUCAAGCCAUACCCGUCCAAAGUCAAUGUCAGACCUCGAACUCUUCAACCUAUAAUAUUAUUACCUCGGUCACAUCUACCGCUAUCACAUCUGGAUAUUGGAUCUGCAACCAACCCAUUGCGCCAAUCGCGACUCUUCGAGACUCAUGUUAAGAUAUUGGAAUUGGAGGAACGCAUGGGAAACCAACCAAUGGUUCUUAUAGCUAGAUUGGAUGACAAUCGGACCUUAUACGCAGUCGAGAGGGAAUCACGGGGACUAUACGUUGUUUUACAACUUGGUUCUUGGAUCAACAUACAUCAAUUGAAGGCUUCGGCUGUUGUAGCCCAGACCGAGCGCGCAGAUGUGCCGGUCAAGGGACUACUUUUGGGUUCAAAUGCUUUGGAAAUUUCGACUGCGCCAUUUAUCAUACCCGAAGGAAGCAAAUACAAUAAGAAAAAGAGACUCGCUAUCGAAGCGAUACAGUCUAUGAUCAAACGACCAUCUACUCCACUAUUACCAGAGUCUCAACCUCAAUCAGUUGCGCCUGAAUUAGCAGUCGUAUCCGAAGCUCAAAAUGACACUCAAACAACCGUUCCUCUGCCCGCCUUAGAGACGACAACACAAGCCACGGCUACUGAAAUAUUCGAUAACAUCAGAACUCAGUACAUCGAAUCACUAUAUCUUUCAAAAACCUCACUAGCCUAUUUCGCGAAAGGUCCAUUAUCACGAGCCCGCGCGGCAUUUCACCUCGAUUUCGACGCAACUCUCGAUAUGAACGAUCAUAUCGCAUUCCUAGAAACCCUUGUACUGUCUAGUACCCUCCUUGAUAAGAAGUAUCGCGAUGGUGUACCAGUCUGUGUCUCGGCAAUUGAUAUUCACGAUGAUAGUGCCGACGACGCGAUAGUCAAACCCAAGAGAAGGAAGGGCAAUAAGAAGAUGAAACCUGGUAAGAAUGGGCUUUAUCCAAACGAGGAAUCACUCAUUGGCAAAUGGUGGAUUGGCCAUGAUGAGGAGGUAGAGUCCGGGGCUCCAGGAUCAUCGAAAGACGAGAUAGCGAAGAGUCGCAUAGCCAAUUUACGUAUCCGAGAAACGCAACUUCAGAUGAUCGUGAUUCUUGAGAUUCUUGCCCUACAACCUCUAGUUUCGAUAAAUGAGAAUUUGGAGGAAGGUUUACCUAGUCUACCUAGCAAUGAUAUAAUACAAAGCAAGGAAAGGACGCCCAAAACUAGGAAAAAGGACCAUCUCACGAUGCUCAUUGAUAUUCAUAUUGAUCGACUAUGCAUUUGGCAAUCCAUUGCAAGUGAUGUUACCAAGGCUCCCGGUAUAGGGUCCGGCCCAACACACGCCAAUACUGCGAAGCAUACUGAUAAUAUCCUCAAGGAUUUCUGCAUAGAAGUUAUUGGCCCUUUCUUCUCGGCACGUCUCCCUGAUCGUUGUGAUGCCAUAAAUCGCAAACUUGGAGGGCCGAUUACCAAAUCUGCUUCAAAACCUAGACCUGCAAGCUUUUCAAAUACGCCUACUCGACCAGGUGCUGUCACCAAGCGGCCUGUUCUUGCAAAGCAAAGAAAAAGCCUGCAACGUGUGUUGACAGACGAUAGAGAGAGACGUAGCAUGUCAAUAGGAUCGAAUAGAGCCAUCUCCUUGAUGAGGUCUGCUACCGAUCCUACCAUCCCCGGUUUUAAAAGAGAGGCCAGUGAGGCACCAUCCUUGUCUAAUAUACCUCCCGCCGAGUUCAAGCUUCUUCAUGCUAAUAGGGGUGGUGUUUUGAACUCGAAAAGAUUCUCACAAAGAGAGGUUGAUAUGAGUACACUUGCGCCAGACCCCAAAUCCAAAGCAAAGAAACAAGCUGCCAUCGACGCAGAGUUAAAGGACGCAAUUUUGGCACUCAAGAAACCAAAUCGUGAGUUAGCUGGUAAAGCAUUGGCCGAGACUGCUGAACGAAGGUCCGCUUCGGCUGGACACCCUCGAAAGUCUAAAAAGCCUAUCAGAAAUCCUCUAUUCCAAGGAUUCCCAUCGGUACAGAUCAAAGCCACACCCAAGAGCAACCGUCAAAAAGAUAUGUUCGGUGAAUCUCAAUCAACUUUUAGUGGAUGGAGAAAUGUUGAAGAGAUGGACUUGGGUUUCAUUCCCCCAUCGAGUGUAUCCGCCAUCCCACAAUCGACAGUCCGUCCCUCAUGCGACCAGGACCCUUUUCGAAGUUCCGUACAAGCGACUCCCAGUCGCAAAUCCUUUUCUACUUCAACUAGACCUAUGAGUAACUUUGCCAACCGUGAUGCCGAUUACGGUGCAAUACCGCCUUCCUCGCCAUUACAAAUGCGUCGUUCCAGUGCACAAUUGUUCAACAGAAAUCCUAACUCCAUGGCAAAAAGACCUUCUAUCCCAGCUGUCCCACGAAUUUUGGAAACGCCAAUCAAAAGACCUUCAACCUCUACAUCGUAUACCCACAUAGAAGAAACGCCACUAAAGGAAACAUCAUUAAAAGAAACCCCUCUGGCACCUUUGGCACCUUUAAGGAACCUAUCAGAUUGGAAAUCAUGCCACAGCCAUCCUUCUGUCCCUUCUGGCCCUCCAAAUCAAGAUCAAGAGAAUAUCAGAGAUGUGCCAGUAGCACUCGACAAAAUGAAACCAACACAAGUCUACAAGAAAGAAGUCUCGUUUUAUGAGGCGUUGGGGUGGAAUGAUGAUGAUAUUGAUGAUUUGGCUUGA
This is a messenger RNA of Sclerotinia borealis F-4128, 2865 nucleotides long. The record is from the annotation of a GenBank genome assembly. NCBI's taxonomy places the organism in Eukaryota, Fungi, Ascomycota, Leotiomycetes, Helotiales, Sclerotiniaceae.